GGCAGGGCAGGGCGCUGCCCCCCAGUGGAGCUGGCGGCCCGGGGGCUGCCCGGCGCUGACAUCCCGCCGGUGGCCGUCCUCCCGCGCGGUGCCGCGGCCGUCCUCCCGCGCGGUGCCGCACUGCCCGGCCUGGGGCCGUGCUGCCCGGCGGGGACUCGCCGGCCGUAUGUAGGCUGUGGCUGUGCCCCAGGCAGUGGCACGCCGCGCUUGCCUGUGGGCCGGCCCCAUGGCUGGGGUGUGAGAGGCCUGUUGGCUUCCCCCAAGUGGGUGUCCAGGUGGGGGGAACGGUUCCUGCCUCACAUUCUCCUGUCACCCUUUCUUCUACCUCACUUGCUGCUGUCUCUUUCUCUUCCUUUCCUUGCUGCCUGCCCAGUGCACACUUCCUAGACAGAAAGGCCUCAGUGUUCCUGGAAGCAACAGGCCCUGGCAUUGCCCAGCCUGUGCCCAGCUCUCCUUCCUCUCCCUGCUCUGCCUUCCACCUAUGUGACUCUUCUCACCAUGCCAUCUUGCAGGGCAGCCCCAGGCACCAGCUUCCUCCUCCCAGGCAGCUGGCACAGCAGCCCUGUGGCUGGGGUCUGCCCUGGCCUUCUAUUUUUGGAUGUGGGUUUUUCAUGGUUUGGGGGGUUGGGGGGGAGGGGGUUGGGCUAUGACACGUGCCAGCUAGAUGUAAAAGCUUAACAGUGCUAAUGAGGAGGUGUGAUGGAUGCCCCCGUUCUGACUGAAUGAGCAGUACUUUGGUUCAGGCAUCACCGACAAGCAGGCCUGACUGGUGCCAUGCAAACUGUGAGAACCGUGCUACGCUGCAUCUUCUCAGGCACCAAGAAGUCUAGGCCACGUCUUAUCAGGAGAUAACAGCACCAGCCAGAGCUGAGACUAGACAAAACUAAAACUGCCACAGCUGCGCAAACACCAAAGGAGAGGGGUUGGACUACGGGUCCAUCACUUUACGCUAUAAAUGCCUGUAGCCUCCCCAAGCCCGUUAAGCUUUCCAGUACUGGAAAGUUGCACGGCAGCGAUCACCCCCUGGAGGAGAGAAGCCUCACAAGCUUACUUCUCGAGGCUGAGACACCCUUUACCCAGCAUCUGACACCUACACCAAGAUGUUGUGCCCAGAGGAACCAGAUGUCCUGAUAGAUAAGGACCUGCUUGACUUCCUCCUGAAGGAUGAUGCUCCCUGCCCUGAAAUCCUAGAGAAGGAGAAUGGUCUGCUGGAAGACUGGAGCACACCAGAGCCUGAGCUCCUGGUCAAGGAGAUGGAUGAGUUCAUCAGCUUCAUGCUGAAACGCUUUGAAGACAAGCCAGGCAUGCUGCAGGGUUAUUUGCCCACUGACAGUGACAACGGCAUUUGUAUGAAUCAGUUUCUGUCCUAUAGCCCCGGCAUUGACUUUGCUGGCAGCCUUUGGAGCCCAGACGUUGUGCAGGUUGAUCACAACUAUUCCCUCCAUCAGGAUUUUCCUGUGCUGGAAAGCGUGAAAUCUGAAAUAGCAGGAGGAAAUGUUUCCACUGACCUUGGGACAUGGAUGGGUUUGGAAGGCACAAGCAAGGCAAUGGAACUGAGCUCCGGUUUUCCCAUUGCUGUUGCUGUGGAGGCUGAACCUCAGCUUGUGCCUGGAGCCAUCAUGCAGACUGAAGAGCGGCUUCUGAAGAAAGUGCGUCGGAAAAUCCGGAACAAGCCAUCAGCCCUGGGUAAUCGUCGCAGGAAGAAGAUCUACGUCGAUGGCUUGAAACACAGGGUGGCAGCCUACACGACUCAGAACCGUGAGUUGGAGAAGAAGGUGCAGCUGUUGCAGAAGCGGAACAUGUCGCUGCUCAAGCAGUUGAGGAAACUGCAGGCCUUAGUGAGACAGUCCACUGCAAAAACUACCACAGCAAAAACCUGCACCAUGGCCAUGGUUCUGUCCUUCUGCCUUGUUGUCUCCCCCAGCAUCUGCUUGUUUGAGAGCCAGGAACAGCAGAUGAAGCUCAGAGUGCUGUCACAGCAGAUCGGCAAGUUCCCAAACCAAGCAGUAUGUGAUGUGCAAGAGAAUGCUGCGCUGGAGGGGUUCACCCUAGAGCCUGAGGACACCUCACUGUCAGACAGCCUCAUUGAAUCCCAGGAAGAGGGGCACAGUCCAUCCAACCCUGAUCCCGGACCUUCUUUCAAUGGCAACUCAUGCUCUGACCCUCCUGUGGCAGCAGCGUGCUUUGAGCUGUGCCCUGCCCAGUUUCAGGAGCAGUACUUCCAGGUCAACCCUUUGCAGACAGCAGUGCUGUUAGAGUGGGACGCCAAGAGGCAGGAGUGGGUGGAACACACUGCCACAGUUGUCGUCCAGCACGACUGUGCUGAUGAGAUGUGACCACCUCUUGCUUCUUGGGGUGACACCAGGCACUCUGCCAGGCAGUGACAAACAGAGCUGCAGUAACAGAUGAUCUAUCAAAGUAGAUUCUUCUGAAUACUCUCCCUAUUGCUGGCAGCUCAGAGGGUUUACCGGGGAGGAAUCAUUUUAAGAUUGACCUGUUCUGACUCUCUACUCUGUAUAUCUAUAGCAGGACUCUAUCUGAGAUGGGGUAGAAAACUGGGAACUUUGCUGUGGCUUCUGACAUGGGGUAUGUCCUGUGGCUCACAGGGAUGGGUUGUGGCGCGGAGGGCGAAGGGCAGCUGGUGGCCAUGCUUGGUCUGGCUUGAUGCAGUUGGUUAUGGAGGCUGCUGCCCUCCUUCUUCCCUGCCCAGGUGGAGGUGAACUGGUUGGGUUCUUAUUGUGUCUGGUAGCGACAAGCACCUGUCCCUUGUCCCUUCCCCUUAAUGCUGUAGUGUUGCUUGGUUUAUAGGUGUGACAUAGCAAGCUGAUCUGCAGUGCUCUCACAGGGAGUGGUCCUGCCAUUGCAACAGGCCCCGUGUGUCACCUGUUCCUGCUAGCUUUUGAGCCACGAGCACAGCUCCUGGCCUGGCUAGAGAAGGUAAUGCGGAGUCCUUCCCGAGCUGUGUGCGGUUUCCCUUUCGCAGGGGCUGAGCCUUUCAUCUGCCACAGCCUUGGGAGUGUGUUUUCUGGGCCUUGGGGGGAAGGCAUGCCUUGAACCAGACUGCUGAGGAGGUGUGGAGCAGAGAGCAGCAGAGCUGCUUGCUGUUCUGAAGGCUUUCCUGACCACAGGACAGUUUCAAAGUUAUGUCCUCCUGUGCCCAAGCUUUACUGUGCUGGCUGAUGAUGCUGGCUCUGGUUGUUCCUCAGGGCUGAGCAGAAUCACUUUGAGCUUGUGAAUGGUGUCUCCUGGAGUGCAGCUUAGUGGUACCUGUUAAGCAUCUCUCCUCGUCCUACUUCAGGACAUUUCGUAGAAUUGAAUAGAAUGGUUUGUGUUGGGAGGGACCUCUAAAGGUCAUCUAGUCUAACUCCCCUGCAAUGAGAGGGACAUCUGCAACUAAAUCAGAAUAAUAAUUAGUAAUUUCCUUAUUAAUAAAUAGAACAA
Grus americana (Whooping crane) is the source of this 3441-nucleotide messenger RNA. RefSeq names its product cAMP responsive element binding protein 3 (gene CREB3). NCBI's taxonomy places the organism in Eukaryota, Metazoa, Chordata, Aves, Gruiformes, Gruidae. Gene Ontology annotation, cellular component: nucleus. The coding region runs from base 1101 to 2336 and encodes 411 amino acids. The record is from RefSeq and is a predicted model, not a curated record. Gene Ontology annotation, molecular function: RNA polymerase II cis-regulatory region sequence-specific DNA binding; DNA-binding transcription factor activity, RNA polymerase II-specific. The transcript has 9 exons. Gene Ontology annotation, biological process: regulation of transcription by RNA polymerase II.